AUAACGUUUUACGAGUAUAUGUUGAAUUUUGAAUUGUGUAAUGUUUAAACAUUUUUUUGUGAAUUUGAAAAUGUUGUCAAACGCAAACGCAAAAACCGACCAUUCAAUUGUCUAAUUACUCGAAACAAGCAAUAAUGCUAAUAGUAAAAUAAUUAAUAAAUAAAAUGGAAACUAUAGAAGAUAAACGACCAGAAUGGGGUAAAAAAUUAUCUCUACUGGUGCCGAUACCGCAACGGGUAAUCAUGUCUAUAAUGGGAUUUCUUUCCAUAAUUAACAAUUAUACGCUACGUAGUUGCAUUUCCGUUACAAUUACACGCUUAGUUUUAGAGCGCAAAUAUUCGAAUGAAACAACAGCUAGUGGCGAAGUUUGUCCUAAACCAGAUAUAUCCAUUGAGGAAGAAAAAAUACCGGGUGGCGAAUAUGAUUGGUCACAAGAACUGCAAGGCUACAUACUUGGCUCUUUUUACAUAGGCUAUAUUGUAGGACAUGUACCUGCUGGCUUGCUAUCUGAAAAAUAUGGCGCUAAAUGGGUGUUAGUUUGUGGCAUGUCUACAGCAACGAUAUUAACAUUAUUAACACCCUUAUGCAUUACAUUACUCGGACCAUAUGCUUUAAUUGUACUACGUACUAUAAUGGGAUUCGGUGCUGGCUUUUCAUAUCCUUCGUGUAGCGCACUAUUGGCUCAUUGGGUACCCGUACAUGAACGUAGUUUACUGGGCGCUUUUAUAAUGGGCGGUGGCCAAAUGGGGACCGUACUGAGUAACAGUAUGUCCGGUGCUUUACUUCGUUACGCUACAUGGCCUUGGGUAUUUUAUACAUUUGGUAUAAUGGCGACCUUAUGGAUUUUGUUUUUUAUAAUUAUGUGCUUUAGUGAUCCUAAUUCGCAUCCCUAUAUCAGUGACAAGGAAAAGGAGUAUCUGCUGAAACAUAUGGGUCGUCUUGGACGUGAUCAUAAUUUACCCCCGUUCCCUUGGGUUCCCGUAUUUAAGAGUAAAGAAAUGUGGGUGCUUAUUUUGGCACAAGUUGCACACGAUUGGGGUUUUUAUGUAAUGUCUUCAUGUUUUCCGAAAUUCUUGAAUGAUGUAUUGCAAUUGCAAAUUCUUAAAACUGGCUUAUAUUCUUCAAUCCCAUUUUUAUUAUUUUGGCUAUCUUCGCUACUCUUGGGAGCCAUAGCAGACUAUAUAAUUAAACGGGAUUUGACGCGAGCAACAUGUGUACGCAAAUGGAUGACGUUCAUUGCUGCCACACCUUCCGGGCUCUUUAUGGUUACAGCCGUAUAUAUUGGUUGUGAUACAGUGUGGAUAAUUUUAAGUUUCACCAUCUCAAUGGCACUCAUGGGCGGUUUUUAUGCAGGAAUAAAACUAACUGCGAACGAUAUGACACCGAACUAUUCGGCUACUGUUAUGGCUAUUGUAAACGGUAUAGGUGGCAUUGCUGGUGUACUCGCUCCGUAUUCUGUAGGUUGGCUUACUGUAAAGACUAUCUUACAUGAAUGGCAGCAAGUAUUUUGGUUAGCGCUUGCUAUUCUAACGCUACCCACAAUCCCUUUUUGCAUUUGGGGUACAGCUGAAGUACAAGAAUGGAAUGAACCUUCCAAGAAAGAAUGAUUUUUCUUAUUUAUUACAAAACGGCUACCGCAAUUUCAUUUACUAAUGCCUAUGUGUUCAUCUGCACUUGAGGAGUACAAUUCGAUUGGAAUAAGAUUGUAAUAUAUUUGCUUUCGACGGAAGACAAUGUACGAGUACUUUAUAUUUAAUAAUUAGCAAAUAGUUUCCACUAGAGAUAAUGAAUCAUUAUCACAACGUCCGCCACAUCUAUCACUCGUAAUUUAAUCACCUUUAAUUGCUCAUAUUUACACAUUCCUUUGGGGAACCAUUUUUAAUAAAUUAUAAAUAAUUAUAGCAAACUA
Bactrocera oleae (olive fruit fly) is the source of this 1909-nucleotide messenger RNA. Its product is annotated as putative inorganic phosphate cotransporter. Lineage: Eukaryota; Metazoa; Arthropoda; Insecta; Diptera; Tephritidae. Gene Ontology annotation, molecular function: transmembrane transporter activity. Gene Ontology annotation, biological process: monoatomic anion transport; transmembrane transport. The record is from RefSeq and is a predicted model, not a curated record. Gene Ontology annotation, cellular component: plasma membrane.